AUAUUUUGAAAACAUCGAUAUCAUCGAUGUUGGCACCGACGUUUCCCCACCUCUACUCAUUUGAGUUUGAAUCUUCAACAGGUGGAAUACGCGCUAGAGUAGAAAGCGAUCUUACGAGUCAACCGAAUCGCGAUCAAAAAUCAAUAUCUUGGAUUACCUCGCUUCACUUAAAGACCAGUUGUCUGCAAGCAGACCGCUUAUAAGUUUGCCCAUCCCAAGGAGAAUGGGUCGCCAGUCGACUUGCAGGCUGCUCCUGCUGUUGGCCUUCAGCCUGGCCCUCAUCCAUGCCGGCCAUUCGAGCACCGUGAGCCCCAAAAUCAAAUACAUCCACGAUGAUCUGACGGAGAACGAGCUAAACUCCGGCGAGGAGGUGAGUGCCGCCGAGAGUCUGCCCAAGAUCUCCACGCCCAAGGUCAAGGAGCUGCCGGUGGAGACGACCACCAAGAGCGCAGAGAAGACCAAGACCAGAAAGAGCCUCAGCGAGGAGGCGCUCAAGGAUCUCUUGGAGGCGGCCAGGCACAGCCAAGCGUUGGCCGAAGAUCCGCACUUCAACAAGAUGAUCAACGCCACCUCCUCCUCCACCUCCUCCUCCUCCGCCUCCACGCCCAAGGCAAAGAACUCCACCGACGGCGAGGAGAACUACGACUACUACACCUACGACGAUGACUACUCCUACUUCGACGAGGACAAGGAGACAACCCCCUCGACGCCCAAGAAGGGCAAGGCCAAGCCCAAGCUGCAGCCCAUCGUGGACGCCGCCUCCUCGAAGCCAAAGGCCAAGACCAGCGAGCAAAAGACCAAGGAUAAAACCAAUGAUAUCGACAGCGACUCCCAGUACGAUUACGAGGAGGACAUGGAUGAGGAUGACGAUGAGGAGGACGACGAUGCCUCCGACGAUCUCCUGACCGACGAUGAGCAGGUGGAGUUCAGCGAGGAUGUGCCCUGCCCGCGAUUCUGCCAUUGUGCCCGGAAUGUCAACAGCUAUUUGGUGGCCACCUGCAGCAGACUGGACAUGGGCAUCCAGAAGUUCGGCUCGGACAUCACGGACUUGGUGGUGACCAAUGUGGGUCCCAAGUACCCCAUCCUGAUGGGCCCCAACUUCUUCCUGAACCUGGGCCUCAAGAACGUGGCCUCGAUCAAGAUCGCCAACUGCACCCUGGAGUACCUGCACGCCGAGGCCUUCCACGGCCUGACCGAGCUGUACGCGGUUAAUCUGACGGACGUGGGCCUGGCCAUCAUCAAUCCGGACACCUUUGUGGGCAACAAGAAGCUGCGCAUGCUGACCAUCUCUGGUAAUGACCUGAGCAUCAUGUCCAGCGUUCACUAUCUGCUGAAGUCUUCCAGCAUUGAGGAGCUGGACUUCUCGCGCAACAACCUCAUAGAGCUGAACCCCAAGGCCUUCUCGCAGCUCUCGAACAUCGUGUACAUCAAUCUGAGCCAGAACAGCCUAAAGAAGCUGCCCGAGAAGGCGUUCGAGAACGUGACCCUGCUGGAGGAACUGGACCUGUCCUACAACUCGCUGACAGAGCUGCCACGUGAGAUCUUCAACGGCACCACGCUGUCCAUUCUGCACCUGAAGUACAACACAUUCGGUGGCGACCUGCACUUCGGCACCAGAGAUCUGCAGCAGCUGGACCUGAGCUUCAAUGCGAUCGUCCAGGUUCACCACAGCAUGUUCGACAGGAUGCCCGGCCUGACCAGCCUGAACCUCAAGGGCAACGGCAUCAAGAAGAUCCAGCCAGACUCGUUCCUCACGCUGAAGAGCCUGCGCCACAUCGAUCUGUCCAUCAACGAGCUGGACCAGAUCUCGGGCAUGCUGUUCUUCAAGAACUCCGAGCUCGAUGUGAUCCGGCUGAACGACAAUCCCCGCCUGAGCCAGCUGCCCACCGACGGUUUCCUGAGCUACAGUGGCGAGUUCACCGUCUACUACCUGGACAUCUCGAACUGCGCCAUCGGACCGCUGGGCCACAAGGCCUUCGCCACGAUGCCGCACCUGACCACUUUGAAGCUGGCCUGGAACAACAUCAACCACCUGCCGCGCGAGGUGUUCGCCGGACUGAGCAAGCUAAUCGAUCUGGAUCUGAGCAACAACCUGAUUCCCCGCAUGGACGACCAGAUCUUCGAGGACAACGGAGAGCUGACCAAGCUCAGUCUGGCCGGCAAUCCCAUCAGCCGCCUAUCCGUGCGUCUCUUCCAGCCGCUGCACCAGCUGCGCUCCCUGGACGUCAACGAUUGCGAGCUGACUGCCCUGAUCUCCGACCGCCAGGUGGGCCAGGGCUACAAGGUCUUCGACAGCCUGCGCAGCUUCAAUGCCUCCGGCAAUCUGAUCAAGAAGAUCUCCUCGGAGGACGUGAGGGGAUUCAAGAACCUGCGCUCCCUGGACAUCACCAACAAUCCGCUGAAGUGCACGCGCGACUUCCAGGACUUCAUCAGCUAUGUCACCCUGCAGAUGCAGAUGACGCCCAAGCGGCUGCCGGUGCUGGCCAAUCUGGAGGACGACGCCACCAUUGUGGAGCUGGAGAACCAGGCGCAGGCCGGAUGGGCCAAUCUGGCCCACGAGGUGUGCAAGCACGCCGAGGGAUCCGAUCUGCUGGACGAGAAGAAGGCCGACAGCGCCGUGGCCAAGCUGGAGAAGCGGCUGAAGGAGAGCGAGAAGAAACUGGACGAGGACGAGGCGAAGCUGCUCAGUGUCCUGGACAAGAGUGUGCUGGACAAGAGUCGGCUGAGCAGCAUGCAGAAGAUCAUGAAGGGAUCGCUUGCGGCCAACACCGAAGCCCACAAGCCGGCGGAGGACAGUGCCGAGGAGAACCUCAACCACGGCGGUGAGGACAAGGACGAGGACAGCAGCGACUACGACAGCGACGAGGACGACGACGAGGAUGACGACGAGGAGGACGACGACGAUGACGAGCGCUUCGAGGAGGAGCGCAAGAAGGGCAAAGCCAAGGGCGAGUCCGACAAGGCCUUCGACACGUUUGUGAACAAGGAGCUGAAGCCCGUGCUGAAGGACGAGGGCGUCAAGGCGGAGGAAGUGGACAUGUCCGAGGAGACGCGCGACGAGUUCCUCUUGGGUAAACUUGGCUUUGACAGCGAGAGCGAGGAAUCGGAUGAGUACAACGAGAAGAUGAUCUUCCGCGGCCAACUGUCCUACGACGUGGCCGUGCCCCUGAUCAUCGUGUCCUUCUGCCUGCUGAUGAUCGUGCUGUCCAUCGCCCGGGUGAUCUAUGUGGUGCUGCGCAAGCGCGGCGAGCGCUAUCGCAUGGCCCUGAUGGCCUCCAAGAACUCGUUCGUGUACCAGAAGCUCAGCGAGGACAUCGUGAAGCCAACCAGCAGCAGCAGCAGCAGCAAGGAGCAGAAGGAGCCCAAGCACCUCAAGCAGCCCAAGGUGCACCGGUAUGCGCCCAUCAACCAGGUCUAAGUCCGCCCCAGAGCCAGAGCAGUUCCGGGCCGGACUUCGCGGAAGUCGAACGAGUUGCGCUGUUUUUCUAAUUUAUAAGUUUAUUGAUAGUUGAACAAGUGGAAAUCGCAUCAGACAAUUGACUACACACAAGCACAAGCAGUAGCAGUAGCAGAAGCAUGAAGAUUGAAGAUUGAAAAGAAACAGGAGGAGGCACUCGUUGCGGAGCAGUAGCUGGCAGUUAAAAGUAUUAGCGAAAGUGCGAGCAAACAAAGCAACAACUGAGAAAUACUUGAAUCCAAAUAAGAGAGAAAGAGAGAGA
Drosophila gunungcola (fruit fly) is the source of this 3719-nucleotide messenger RNA. RefSeq lists its product as uncharacterized. The record is from RefSeq and is a predicted model, not a curated record. NCBI's taxonomy places the organism in Eukaryota, Metazoa, Arthropoda, Insecta, Diptera, Drosophilidae. Gene Ontology annotation, molecular function: protein binding.